AUGAUUCCGCCUUUAGUUCUUUUUAGACGAUUUUUGAUUAUCGGUAUCUAUCUAUCUAUCUAUCUAUCUAUCUAUCUAUCUAUCUAUCUAUCUAUCUAUCUAUCUGCGAACCCGCUCGAAAAGUUUGUAAAAAUAUUUUUGAUACAUUCUGUUUAUCUAUCUAUCUAUCUAUCUAUCUAUCUAUCUAUCUAUAUGGUUCUUUCUUUCUUUUUUCUUUCUUUUUUUCUUUCUUUUUUUCUUUUUUUCUUUCUUUCUUUCUUUCUUUCGUUCGUUCGUUCUUUUUUCUUUCUUUCUUUUUGUUUAUGUUCCCAUCUUUCUUUUUCCACUUUCAUUCUUUUUCUCUAUUACGUUUCCAUCUUUGUUUAUUUGUUUCUUUGUCCCUUUUUUCUUUUCCCUAAUCUCUUUUUUCUCUAUUUCCAUCUUUCUUUCUUUCUUUCUUUCUUUCUUUCUUUCUUUCUUUCGUUCGUUUUUUUUUUCUUUCUUUUUUGUUUAUGUUUACAUUUCUUUUUCCACUUUCAUUCUUUUUCUUUAUUACGUUUCCAUCUUUGUUUAUUUGUUUUUUGUCCCUUUAUCUUUUCCCUAAUCUCUUUUUUUCUCUAUUUCCAUCUUUCUUUCUUUCUUUCUUUUUUUCUUUCUUUCUUUUCUUUCUUAUCUUCACAUUUCAUCUUUAUUUUACUUUAUAUUCAAUAUUUCUUUUCUAUCUAUCUAUCUAUCUAUCUAUCUAUCUAUCUAUCUAUCUAUCUAUCUAUCUAUCUCAGUAUAUUCAUAUCUAUCUAUCUAUCUAUCUAUCUAUCUAUCUAUCUAUCUAUCUAUCUAUCUAUCCAGCUUCAGCGUUUCCUUUAUUAG
Acanthosepion pharaonis is the source of this 846-nucleotide messenger RNA. The record is from the annotation of a GenBank genome assembly. NCBI's taxonomy places the organism in Eukaryota, Metazoa, Mollusca, Cephalopoda, Sepiida, Sepiidae.